Messenger RNA from Theobroma umbraticum, 1081 nucleotides. RefSeq lists its product as uncharacterized. Lineage: Eukaryota; Viridiplantae; Streptophyta; Magnoliopsida; Malvales; Malvaceae. The record is from RefSeq and is a predicted model, not a curated record.
AUGGAUCGCGGACGUUCCCUGGAAGAUGAUGGAAGUGUUCGUUUGCAGAUUAAUGAGCUUCGGAAGCUUAGUGAAACCUGUGGGUCUAACACCAUUUUUGAACCCCAGAGCAGUCCUGAGAUUAGAGAAAAGCAUCAGAAUCAUGUAAGACGUUCUGCAGGUGAAGCACUAGCUAUGUUGGCCUUAGAAAGUAGAACUAAUUGCCAUCGCAUCUUGAAAUUGCAAGCCCUGGAAAGGCUUGUUGAAGCGUUGGAGGAUCCAUUACUUCGUGUGAAUGCUGCAAGAAUUUUAAGAAACUUGUGCACCUACAGUGGAGCAGAAUGCUUUUACCAGUUAAAGGGUGUCAUAGCUGCAGCACCCACAGUGCUCAAGGCAAUCAUGUCAGAAGAGAACAAGUUACAAGAAGUAAUGGUUGGUCUAGCAGCACAGGUGUUCAAACAUAUGGCUUCUGAAGAAUCAAGAAUCAUGUUUGACAGAGCUGGAAUUAAAGAGGAAGAAUUAGCUAAAGCAUUGGUUCAGAUUCUUCAGAAAUACUACCAUCCAUCGGCUAAGGUUCCAAGAAUAAGGAGAUUCGCCAUAGAGUUGGCAAUUUGGAUGAUGCAUGACAAUGUAAAGAAUGUAUACAUUUUCAACGGUUUGGGGAUGGAGAAAGAGCUGGAGGGUGUAUUAGAGAGCACAGCAGAGCUAGAGAGCUUCAACAUAUUCUCUGGCACUGUUGGGCUCAGCCGGCACAGCACAACAAUUCACUCACUGGUUGAAACCGCAUUGAAGCUGCUGAGGGAGAGCUAAGUUGUACAGAAUGAGGCAACUCCACCAUUCAAAUUUACUAUAUAUCACUGCAAGUGUUUGAAUAAUUGGUCUUGUGAAUAUGUACUCAUAACAGCUAAAGCAGAUUCUUUUUCUCUAAGCAAUAAUCAUGUUGAUGCAAUUGCUACCAUAAGUUAUUCUUUUUUUUUUCUUAUAACAUUGCUAUAAGUUAUUGUAAAUCAUUGAAUUCAAGGGUUAUUAUUAUUAUUAUUAUUAUUAUUAUUUAUAACAUGCUGAUAUAUAGAUGUGCAGUCUUGGUUUGCUAUAUGCCUAG